Striga hermonthica is the source of this 1125-nucleotide messenger RNA. NCBI's taxonomy places the organism in Eukaryota, Viridiplantae, Streptophyta, Magnoliopsida, Lamiales, Orobanchaceae. The record is from the annotation of a GenBank genome assembly.
AUGGCCCCCCGCCACCGAAAGCUACUGAACGCAUCCGCCGAUGACCCGUUCCUCACCAACUUUUGCCAGAACGACUGCAACGCCGAUGGAAACCCGGAUGGACUCUGUUCAAUCAAGUGCGUAGAUUAUUGCCCCUCCGUCUGCAAAACCAUAUUCUUCGACAUCCCGCCGCCUCCUCCUCCCUCCGUCAUCCAAGGCGGCCCGCCGGGAAAAUCCCACCGCCUCUCCCUCCUCCUCACCGCCUCCCUCGCCGCCCUCGCCGCCGCCUUCUUCCUCUUCACCUGCUACACGAUCUACCGGCUCUACUCCAACUGGCGCACUUCCCGCCGCCGCCGCCAGCAGGAGGGCGACGCCGGGCCGAUCGAUCUCCUCGACCUCGGGCCCGCCGUCGAUCACCCCAUAUGGUACAUCCGGACUGUCGGGCUCCAGCCGUCAGUAAUCGGCGCAAUUACUGUCGUCAGAUUCAAAAAGGGCGAAGGCUUAAUCGACGGCUCGGAUUGCUCCGUGUGCCUGAACGAGUUUGAGGAGGAUGAGACUGUGAGGCUUCUUCCCAAGUGCAAUCACGCGUUCCACGUGCCGUGUAUUGAUACCUGGCUUAGGUCCCACACCAAUUGCCCCCUGUGCCGGGCCGGAAUCCUGAGCAAUCCGGCUGUUCUACCCUCACAGACCCAAAAUUCUCAGAUUCCCGGCCCGGGACCAGUGGAGGAAGCUCAGGGAUUAUCAGGGAGGAUUAGCAGGAGAGUAGUUGCAAUGGUGGAAUUAGAAAGUGAGUCUUCGGAGUCGAGGAUUGGGAUUGUGAGUCGAGAUGAGACUCUAUCAAGGUCUCAAAACUGGCCCAAAGCUAAUGAAGAAGGGUUAUUAGAUGGGAUUCAGCUUAUGAGAAGAUCAAUCUCUGUGGAUUCCUUAUCUGUCAUGGCCAAUACUUUUCCGGAUAGAAAUCUAGAUAGUCGGUUGUUAGUUGAGUCGAAAAAAUCGAAAUGUGGGGUGGUUGGAUCUAACCGGAGUUUGUUGAGAUUAGUUGGGAGUCGGUCGAUUGAGAGGCCUACACAAACCGGGCCUUCUUCUAUCAAGAGAUCCCUUUCGUGUAGCGCGAAUGUGUUUAUUUCUCGAGGGAACCGGAAUUGA